This is a messenger RNA of Setaria italica (foxtail millet), 1343 nucleotides long. Its product is annotated as 36.4 kDa proline-rich protein-like. The record is from RefSeq and is a predicted model, not a curated record. NCBI's taxonomy places the organism in Eukaryota, Viridiplantae, Streptophyta, Magnoliopsida, Poales, Poaceae. The transcript has a single exon. Bases 65 to 961 code for a protein of 298 amino acids.
ACCACCUCGAAACCCUAGAGUGCACACUCCUGCCCUCUAGUACCACCACAACCCACCAGCAGCCAUGGCGGCGAGCGGUAAGAAGCUCCCGCCGUUCCUCUUCACGCUGCUGCUGCUGCUCUCCACCGCCGUGACGCCCAUCCUCUCGCUGCCAGCCGCCGCAGCAGACCACGAGGUGGACUGCGACUGCGACAAGCCCAAGGCGCCCAAGCCGUCGCACCCGCCCAAGACCAAGCCCAAGAACCCCAAGCCGCCCAAGGGCCCCUCCUACCCGUCGCCGGUGACGCGCCCGCCCAAGAAGGGCCCCUCCUACCCGCCGGUCACUCGCCCGCCGGUCGUCGGCCCGCCCAAGGGCCCCGUCACGCGCCCGCCGGUCGUCGCCCCGCCGGUCACGCGCCCGCCCGUCGUCGGCCCACCGGUCACGCGUCCGCCGGUGACCUACCCGCCGAUCACCGGCCCUCCGACGACGCCGCCGGUCGUCGGCCCGCCGGUGACGUACCCGCCGAUCACGGGCCCACCGGUCACAGUCCCUCCGAUCACCGGCCCCCCAGUCACCGUCCCUCCUAUCACCGGCCCGCCGUCGACGACGCCUCCGGUGACCGGCCCGCCCGUCACCUACCCGCCCGGCGGCGGAGGCGGGGGCAGCCCAUCGACGCCGUGCCCGCCGCCGCCUCCCUCGACCCCGACGACGCCGUCGUCGCCGACUUGCCCGGCGGACUCGCUGAAGCUGGGGGCGUGCGUGGACCUGCUGGGCGGUCUGGUGCACGUCGGGCUCGGCGACCCCGUGGUGAACAAGUGCUGCCCGGUGCUGGAGGGGCUGGUGGAGCUGGAGGCGGCGGUGUGCCUCUGCACCACCAUCAAGCUCAAGCUCCUCAACAUCAACAUCUACCUACCCCUGGCGCUCCAGCUCCUCCUCACCUGCGGCAAGACGCCGCCGCCAGGCUACACCUGCACCGUCUGAUCGACAAGUUCAUGCAAGUGACAUACGCAUGCUAGAGUGACUCUGUGUUUCUACGUGCAAAUAUGCAGGGGUUUUGUUGUGGGUUUAAUUUCUUUGCUAGUUUGAAGAGAGAUGGACAUGAGAGGAUGCCAUCUGCUUCCUAGCUAGGCUCCGGAAGAGGAUCGCUCUAGCUAUGCUUGGUUGUUUAAUUUCUGUCGUGGUUUCGUUCUUAAGCUGCUCAGUCAAUGACCGGCAGCUAGCUUGAUUAUUUGUGUGGUGUGGUUUUCAGUUUGAUGCAUGCAAGAUGCAUGGUGUUGAUGAUGGUUGAUCUCUAUUGCCAUGAGGUCAUGAGAUGAAGAAAGUUAGGAGACAUUGUUGCGUAAUGUCUCCAAUAAUUUGUGCA